AUGGUGUCUCUCACCGAGGUCCAAGCCUCGAACGCAAAAAUCGCAUCUUAUUUUCCUCCAGGACUUGUCGCUGUCUUCGUCGGUGCUACCAGCGGCAUUGGCGAGACGUCACUGAAGCAAUUCGCGAAGCACAGCUCAGCACCACGGAUCUACUUUAUUGGCCGGUCACAGGAAGCCGGGGAUCGCAUCACAGCAGGAUUAAACAGCUUGAAUGGAAAGGGACAAUACACGUUCAUCAAAGCGGACGUGAGCUUGAUUCGAGUCGUGGAUGAUGUGUGUCAGGAUAUCAAGAGCAAGGAAAAGGCCAUCAACCUUCUCGUCAUGAGCCAAGGAACGUUCGUCCUCGGCACUGAAACAACAGAAGGUCUCCACAUGGCCAUGUCCCUAGCCUGCCACUCCCGCAACCGCUUCAUCCUGAACCUCCUCCCGUACCUCCACCGCGCCGCCCACCUCCGCCGCGUAAUCUCCGUCCUAGGCGCCGGCCACGAAGGUCCGAUUUCCUCAUCCGACUUCCAGAACCGGCAAACCCCCAUGCGACGUUCGCGCGGGCACAUGAAUUCCAUGGCCACGCUGUCCCUCGAAGCCAUCGCGGCCACCGCCCCAGACGUGUCGUUCAUCAACGGCUUCCCGGGCCUCGUGGACACUGGAUUGCUGAGGGGGACCACGGGACCGCUGAUGUUCGCCGUGAGGAUAGCGUUUCGCGUCAUGAUGCCAUUCAGGGCGAUUCCGAAUCUGGAGGUUGGCGAGCGCUUUGAUUUCCUGGCUACGAGUGCUAAGUACCCGUCGAGUGAGGGAGGGGAUGCCGGGGUGCCGAUUGCGGAUGGGGUUGAGGUUGCGAGGGGAACGACGGGGGAAGUUGGGAGCGGGGUUUACUCGCUGGAUCAGACGGGAGAGAGUUCGGGGCUGGCGGUUGAGGCGGUUCUGGCGCAGAUGAGGGCGGAGGGGAUGGUGGAGAAGGUGUGGGGGCAUUUUGAGGGGGAAUUCAAGAGGAUUACGGGAGUUGUGGCGGUUUAG
Messenger RNA from Lachnellula hyalina, 1014 nucleotides. RefSeq names its product Oxidoreductase. The record is from RefSeq and is a predicted model, not a curated record. The transcript has 3 exons. Gene Ontology annotation, biological process: secondary metabolic process. Bases 1 to 1014 code for a protein of 337 amino acids. Lineage: Eukaryota; Fungi; Ascomycota; Leotiomycetes; Helotiales; Lachnaceae.